AUGCUCAUCUCGAGGUACCUCUCCCUUCUCGUGCUGCCGGUGGCGGUCACUUCGACCUUGUCGGUCAAUCACGAUGACCUAUCCGUGGUCCAGGUAUCCGGUGUCACGCAAGAUGAACUGCACUUCCUCAUGGUUCGAGCACUUGAUCUAGGUGACAUCGUCGAUAAUAUCAAAGGGCUUAUCCAGCCGAUCCUGGAUCUGUUGAAGCCGCAGUCCCUCGACAACAUCAAUUCCAUCAUUACCCAUCUUGCAUCACUCCUGGGGGAUGGAGGUGCCGACGACACCAAGAAGCUUGUCGGUACCAUCUCCGACUUGUUGAAUUCCGAUGCAGUUCAGGAUCUUCAGGAGCAGCUUGGGCCGCUGCUGCCGACGCUGCUUGACCUACUCAACUCGGACGUGAUUGACAAGAUCAAGACUCUUCUCGAUAAUGCCAGUAUCCUGUUAACACACGAUACUGCUGUCCAGAUACGUGACUUGGUUAAUAGCAUCGCUCCGCUCUUCGACUACAUAAUGCAGAUCAUAGAAUACCUCCUCAAUCUACUCUUCGGUGAUAGCAGCAGCGGUGGCAGCGGUGGCGGUAGUAGUGAUGGCGGCAAUGGAGGUACUGCAACAAAUUCUUCACCAACAGCGACGCAGACAGGAAGUUCAGGCGAAGACUCUAGCUCUUCAGACUCUGGCUUUGACUUUGACCUAGAUCUCGGCUCCUCUUCAAACGACGAUGAUGCCUCAUCGACUAGUUCUGCCUCCGCUACUGGGGUAUCCGGCUCGGGAUCGAACUCUGGCCUUGACUCGUCCUCCUCCUCGGACGGGGAUGAUGGAAGUUCCAGCUCUGGCUCUGGCUCUGGUUCCGGCUCGUCUUCAUCUUCGACCUCUUCGGACUCUGAGUCGGACUCCAGCAGCUCUGAUCCUGGAGGGACUACAACUGGACCCAAUGACCCAGGCUUCACAGGGGCAGCGAGUAAGCUUAGCCAGUAUGGUGUAUCCGGUGCUCUUGGCGCGUUAGUUGCGAUUUUUGUGAUUUAA
Messenger RNA from Aspergillus puulaauensis, 1023 nucleotides. RefSeq lists its product as uncharacterized. The transcript is spliced from 3 exons. NCBI's taxonomy places the organism in Eukaryota, Fungi, Ascomycota, Eurotiomycetes, Eurotiales, Aspergillaceae. The record is from RefSeq and is a predicted model, not a curated record. Bases 1 to 1023 code for a protein of 340 amino acids.